GUUGUAGCUACAAGUCCGGGGUGUAUUAAAGGCCACUGAGGGACGUGGUAUGUUAAUCUAUGCCGCUUAAAAGACGAGGCUGUGGGGGUAUCGGGCUCUUUUCUUUUUCUUUUUCUUUUUUUGUUUUGUGGCUGUGUAGAGGCUGGUUUCCUCCUCAAUCCCCGCUCCGACGCAUUCACAGGACGCUUUUCUCGUUUCUCUCCCUUUAGAAUUUCAUUGAUCUAGCAGACGAGCAGCUUCUUGUCUACCAUGUCAUCUCAGCGAAUGUGGAUAGCUAUCUUCAUUGGAAUCUAUAUACUCGUCACCAACGUUGGUGCGCAGGCAUCAAUUUCGAAUUCUACUGGUAGCAACCCAGGUUGUUACAGCUUUUGCCGCUUCAUAUCGUUAGGGGUCGGGUCACAGGGGCUCUGCAACGAAUCGGCUUCCGUGGGCGGCCUCUUCCUUGACAACUUCGAAUCCUGCGCCGACUGUGUCCGAGAGAAUGGCGGGCUCAGCUUGGCAUUCAAUAGAAGCGACGCGGAAAAUGUCCAGAAGCUGGUGACAGCGUGUCAAACUCUUUUCCCGGGGAAUUACACUGUGUUAGCUUCGGCCAUGUCUGUUAUUAGUAAAUAUGGUGGGCUCGGAACAAUGACGACUGCCGCUGGACACUCUACUAUGCCCGCCACGAGCCCAUCGGUGACAAUGGCACCAACAGACUCGUCUUCUGGUAGCACUGCCGAUGAGAGCCCACAUUCAAAUAGCAGAGCAUGGAUUGCUGGCGCUGUCGCUGGGCCUAUUGCGGGUGUUUCCCUAGCUGUCAUCGCCGUCUUUACCGCGAUCAAAAGAGCCCACCGGCGCCAGAAUAUAAACACCGUUACAACUGCCGAUAAGGGAAUUGGUUAUUUGUAUGGAAAAUCGGAGCUAUCAGCCGAACCACGGGAACUGCAUGAGCUCGAGGCUCGGGAUGCCGUGGAAACAACUGCCAAUAUACCUCCCCAAGAAUUGGGCUCUACGGAAAUAGCAGAACUGCAUGCCCAUGAGGGACGCUGACUGAGCAUGAGCUAUUGCAUAUAUGCUAUAUGCCUCCUAAUGGCGACGUGAAAUCCGGGGACGAAGUAACCUCGCAUUUCGGUCUGUGGCCCACGCACGGUUGGCCUAGUAGUUCUUGUGGUGUGGCGUUAAUCAACAGUUCAAGUGGAAUGAAAAUAUAGUUUGUGGCCUCCACGCCUGCUGCCCAGGGACUGUGAAAGUUAUAGUUUUAUUCUCCGAUUAUCGCUCUCAACACCAGAAUACGUCCAAUAUGUAUUCAUACGGCCU
Molecule: messenger RNA, 1296 nt
Organism: Aspergillus versicolor CBS 583.65
Lineage: Eukaryota; Fungi; Ascomycota; Eurotiomycetes; Eurotiales; Aspergillaceae
Exons: 2
Coding region: 250-1029 (259 amino acids)
Source: RefSeq, a predicted model, not a curated record